AUGAGACCUACUCUCUUCUUGUGUCUUUUUGCGGGGCUCAGCUGCUGUGCAGGUAAACUGCAGUACGGGCCUCUUCCGAGAGCAGGAGCGAGCCCUGUUAACGUCGACCCGGUGCUGGACUGCGAACUCAAGACGUUGGCCUGGGAAUACGCACAGAAGUUGCUCCCGCGACAGCCAGAAGAUUUCAAGAGCGUCUACGACGCGUUGCAACUCCAGAACUGCAAGCCGCCCGACGAACGAAAACCCAAAAACUACGAAGUGGUCCCCUUCUCUCACAGCAUCUCUCUCAGCACCGAAAACCUCACGAUCUACGUCGACGCCGACCGCGGAAAUGACGCCAACCCUGGAACACUGACGAGUCCGGUGAAGACUGUGAUGCAGGCCGUGAAGCUGUCGAGGUUGAAUCGCAAGAACCAGGAGCAGGUGGUAAUCUACCUGAGAGGCGGAAACUACUUCUUCUCGCAGACCAUAGAGCUGGGUCCAGAGGACAGCAACAUCGUCAUAGCAGGAUAUGAUGGAGAGGCAGCGACUGUCAUUGGUGGCAGAGACUACCAGUUUGACUGGGUGAAGAUGGUGGAUGUGAUGGGGCCCAUCAUGCCUGGAGUGAGUGCAAUUUAUGGUACUGUGUCGGUUGGUGGAGAGAGCAAUGGAGUUGCUUGGUUCUAUGGAAAAGUAGACAACGCAAGUGCCUGUCAGGCAGCGUGCACCCAAAACGCUAGUUGUUUUGCCUUCACUUGGCACGAUCAAACCACCGGUACUUUUGCAAACGACUGCUACUUUCGUGUUGAUGGUAUAUGGGUGCCCACUCCACAGAGCGGACACUACAGUGGGAAAAAACUGAAGAUAUAUUCGGCCGACCUAAGCAGCCAGAACCCAACACCGUUCAACACUCUCUUUAUCGGGGGUCGAAGAGCAAUUCGAGCACGGUAUCCUGACGGAAAUCCCGAGACCAUGGGACUGCACACAAUCCCAACUGGCUAUGUUUCCAGAGUCGAUUCUUGGCUACCGCCGAAACAAAUGCCAGAAGCCAAAGAAAUACACGUCGAAUCUCCCAUUCGGAACGGAACCCACUUUCCUCAGUUUGAACUUGGGAUAGGGGGCCCUGUGGCGGUAUUUGAUCCUCCAGAGUCUUAUUGGGGGCUAAAAUCUCCCUCGGGCGGUGGUGGUUCGACGUAUAAGGUGACCACUGGUCUAGUUUACUCGAGUGAGGAAGAAAUUGCCACUCGUAAUUGGAGCAACCCUACCACGGGGGUCGUGCACACCUUCCAGUGUGGACACUGGGGCAACUGGCAGUUUCAGGUGGCGUCGAGAGACAUGGAGAGCCGGACCAUCUACUUUGACACCGGUGGCUACCAGGAAGCAAGAGGCUGUGGGUCCGGCGCCGAGUGGUACGUGGAGAACAUAAUGGAGGAAUUGGACGCACCAAACGAGUGGUUCUACGACGAAUCAAAGAAAGUACUCUACUAUUUCCCUAACUCAUCGGUUCUCCCUGAGGCUGGAAUUGGAACUGUGCUAGAUACCCUCUUUGCCGUCCAGGGAACGUCCGAUGAACCCGUUACACAAGUCACGUUUGCCAACCUCACGUUCGGCUACACUGCCUCGACUUUCCUGGAAAAAUACGAAGUCCCCAGCGCUGGAGAUUGGGCAAUCCACAGGGGAGGGACCGUAUUCGUAGAGGGAGUCGACGGAUUGCUCGUACAGAACUGCCUCGUCUUUUCUCCGGGCGGAAAUGGCAUCUUUCUCAGCAACUAUGUCAGGAAUGCGGUAAUUGAGGGAAAUGAAUUUGUGUACACUGGAGACAGUGCCAUUGCAGCUGUCGGGACGGCGUACCUGAUUGACGGAACGCUCGGAAGCCAGCCCCGAGGGACGCAGAUUUUGAGCAACCUGGUCCACGAGAUUGGAAUAUGGGGCAAGGAGACUUCGGCCUACUUUCAGAGCCUCGCCUGUCAGACUACGCUCGUGGGAAAUGUCUUCUUCAACGGACCGCGAGCAGGUAUAAACUUCAAUGACGGUUUCGGCGGGGGUAACCUUCUGAAAAACAAUCUACUUUUCAACAUGGUCCGAGAAACUGGCGACCACGGGCCCUUUAACUCCUGGGACAGGCAGCCAUAUCUGACAGAGGUCGGGAAUGGUAUACCCUCCCUUACUCCCGCCCAGAACAACAUAACACUCAACUUCAUCAUCAACAACUACCACUCAACCUGGCCACUGGACCACGACGAUGGAUCCUGCUAUUACUACGAUACAUACAACUACCUCGUCUACGGAGGCUACAAGAACUUUCUGGGACACUCAAAGGUAGUCAAGUACAACUACUACAUUUAUCCCGAUGUUGAUUUGUCAGGGCAGGAAAAGUUGGGAGCGUUCUUUCAAAAGCCGUACUGUGCAAAUAGCGACGGGGCUUCGAGAGACACUUUACCGUCAGGAUGGGGUGAAGUUUGGGCCAACAACACGUGCAUUAUCGGUAACCCAAACAUCUACGAGUUCAGCAGCUGCACUCCAACGGGUGACAACACUGGACUGAUACCGCUUACAGGCAACAACACUUUCUUUGCCCCCAAUGCCUACAUCUACAUCAAGUGCAGCGACAAGAAUCUGUCGUUGGCAGAAUUUCAGUCCUUGGGCUACGACAUAGGGUCCGUAGUACAUGACCCAGCCAGUGAUUCGACAAUCAUUGACUGGGGACGUAACCUCCUCGGAAUAUGA
Messenger RNA from Geodia barretti, 2706 nucleotides. NCBI's taxonomy places the organism in Eukaryota, Metazoa, Porifera, Demospongiae, Tetractinellida, Geodiidae. The record is from the annotation of a GenBank genome assembly.